Messenger RNA from Scatophagus argus, 1420 nucleotides. It is a transcript of the gene slx1b, whose product is annotated as SLX1 homolog B, structure-specific endonuclease subunit. Lineage: Eukaryota; Metazoa; Chordata; Actinopteri; Scatophagidae. Gene Ontology annotation, biological process: double-strand break repair via homologous recombination. Gene Ontology annotation, cellular component: Slx1-Slx4 complex. The transcript is spliced from 5 exons. Bases 297 to 1097 code for a protein of 266 amino acids. Gene Ontology annotation, molecular function: 5'-flap endonuclease activity; crossover junction DNA endonuclease activity. The record is from RefSeq and is a predicted model, not a curated record.
AACAGACGCCGUUUACAGGAUAAUGUAAACACUUUCAUUUAUUCAGUGAUCUGUAGCUAUCUGUGUGUGAAAAUGUAUAAAGCAACUGGCAACGAGCAGAUAUUGCAAGUAACAUGGCAGUGUCCCUACGAUUUAAUUGGCUGAUAUCUUCUACUAGUUUUAUUUUGCGCAUUUUGGUUAAGCUGUACUUAAGUUAGUUAACGUUAUGCUUAAAAACUAAUUGUGUGGAUGGUCGACCGAAUGUUAAAAAUCAGUUAAAGAGCUUAAGAAGAAUACUCUGCGUAUGUUCUUGUACAAUGGUAGUCGAGGUGGAAAGCUUCUUUGGUGUGUACAUGCUGUACUGCACCAAUCCAAAAUUCAAAGGCCGUAUUUACAUCGGUUUCACUGUAAACCCAGAGCGCAGGAUCGGACAGCACAACGCUGGGCGGCACAAAGGGGGAGCCAAGAGGACGAGCGGCAGAGGACCAUGGGAGAUGGUCCUCAUUAUACAUGGCUUUCCCACUGAUAUUGCUGCCCUAAGGUUCGAGUGGGCAUGGCAGCACCCUCACUCCUCCAGGCGUCUCUCCCACGUCUCUCGGCGCGGCAGGAAAGAGUCCAGUCUGCAGUUCCACUGGCGUGUUGUCUCCAAUAUGCUGCGGGUGGCUCCAUGGGACAGGCUGCCGCUCACAGCACGCUGGCUUAAGCAGGAGUACAGGAUGGACUUUGAGCACAGUCUGCAGCCUCCACUGCACAUUCCCAUUGCUUUUGGGAGUGUGAGAGCCAAAAGGAUGCUGCCACUCUGCUCUGCUGGAGAGGAGAAGGAGGAGGAGGAGGAGGCAUCCAGGUGUUUCCUCUGUAAAGGACCAGUCAAGGUGUCAGAAAAGCUGAGCUGUUUCCACCCGCACUGUGGAAUGAGCAGUCAUGUGAUCUGCCUUGCCAAACAUUUCCUGAAGUCAGAGCCAUCUCACCUCCUGCCAGUGGAGGGUGAAUGUCCGGCCUGUUGUCACUCUGUGCUGUGGGGAAGUCUCAUUCGCCACAAACAUGGCUGCUUUGGAGACCUGGAGGAGAUCACACCAUCUGCAUCCCAAAACCACUGGGCAGAUGAACUGCAGGUAUGAGGGAGUGCAACAUGCAAAAAUGAACUUAUUUUCUUCUUAAUGAACUGCGGUGCCAGAUGAUGCAGGCAUAGAGAAUUGUGCAGAUUAUAUGCAAUAUGCCUUUUCAAACUGAACAGGAAUUUGCAUGUUCCCGUUCAGUCUGAAAAGGCAUAUUCCAGCUCAAAAUGUGUCUGGCAGAACCAUAAAAAUCUCUCCAGGAUGUUCCAUUUUUAGUAUCUUUUUGACCAUGUGUGCUGUAAUAUAUGUGUUUAAGGUAUUAAAUAUGGGGGUGGGGGUAUUUUUAAUGCACUGUGUGACAAAUAAAAUGUUAUUGUUUUGUACUG